Molecule: messenger RNA, 1558 nt
Organism: Doryrhamphus excisus (bluestripe pipefish)
Lineage: Eukaryota; Metazoa; Chordata; Actinopteri; Syngnathiformes; Syngnathidae
Source: RefSeq, a predicted model, not a curated record
ACUGAAGUUCUCGAAGUGUCCCUGAACACCUCAGCGGCUCGAGCCGGGCGGGCUGUUUGUUGAGGAACUUUUGUUGUCACGAUUGUUUGAUUGUUGGCAACUUUUCAGCUGAGGACGCCGAAAAAAAACAAACACGACACAAGAAAAGACGCCGUCGAGCGCAGCCUGAGAGGAGCGGCUUCACGGCGGAGGAGAAGGCAUGGGCUGCGGCCACAGCAAGAAGAAAAGUAAGAAAGGCAACAAGUCCACCAAAGAUGGAGAAUUGUGUGCAGGCAAGCGUCGCACACACGUGGCGUUGGAGAAACAACUGGAGCGCUUUGAAUGGCAGCUGACCAUCUUGAAGGAAGUGCUCUCAGCCAAUGGCAACGCGGAGAGGGCGGAGCUUCUCAAGGAGCACGCCGACGAAGAAGUGUGCACCCUCGUGCUUGGCAUCCUGGACAAGGUCAAGGCGGAGACGGCGGCUCACGUCAACGCCGUCCAUCAUCAGCAAAGUCGGAAAGUUUCAGAGCAGCACCAGCUCCACGUGCACGAGAUGCAGCAAGCUCACGAGAAGGUCAAAGGUCAGCUGACUGAGAGGUUCCAGGAGGCUGAGACGUGUUUGAAGGCUGAGGUGAGUGAGCUGAAGGCGGAGCUAGAGUGUUACAAGCAACUGAAGAGGCGUGUCCAAGACUGCACCUUUAAGAAGGAUCUGAUCAGGAACAUCCAGGCGCAUGGCAGCCCAGGUGCAUUCUGGGAGUCUGAGCAGGAGUCGUUAUUGUUCGUCAUUGAGAUGAAGAGCGAGCGCGUGCAGGAACAAAACAGGAAGUUGCAGCAGAUGGAAGAACUGGCGGAGAAGAAGACGAGCGUGGAGGAGCGUCUGGUUCAAGUAUCACAGCAGAAUGAUGAUCUUAGAGGACGUCUGGACAACACACACACUGUCCUACAGCAGCUGUCCAGGGAGCAUCAGGACCUGAAGGUGGCGCUAGAGAGGCAGCUGGCGCUCAACCAGACGCUGGCUCAAGAGAAAGAGCAGCUCCUCUUCAAGCUGUCAGACGCCUGUCCCGCCAUCAACAUGGCUGCCGCCGCCGCCGCCGUCACCGUCACCGUGUUGCCCGAAGUCACCUCAUCGUGACCGUCACACCAUCACACGUUUUGGUGGUGUUUUUGGUGUUUUUGGUGUCACGUUAGACCGGAGGAGACGGAUACAAGUCCUACUUUUAUUUCACAGAUGUUUUACCACGUGAUGAUGUCACGUCUUUUUAAGGGACUUCCUCUUCUCGGGCAAUGCCGACUUGCUUGUAAAUGCUUCAAAACAGAUGUUUAACGUGACGUUUCUGACUUUUUCCAAAUGUUUACAUGUUAGCAUGUAGCACCGGGUCGUCGUGUGCCAAAAAACCCUGUUCAGUGUUGUGAAAAUGAGAACUGUCGUCAAGCACUCGCACUUUUUCACACGCAUGCUCGUAACUUUUUCUUGUGUUCUUCCACUCUCCCAUCGUUCCUUUCAGGAAAGUGUUAGAUGUUUUGGAAGAUCUUUUUGUUACAACUCAAUAAAAAGUUCAAAUAAAAAUGAUUAAUAGAC